Messenger RNA from Glossina fuscipes, 1481 nucleotides. It is a transcript of the gene 14-3-3zeta, whose product is annotated as 14-3-3 protein zeta. Bases 367 to 1242 code for a protein of 291 amino acids. The transcript is spliced from 9 exons. Gene Ontology annotation, biological process: signal transduction. NCBI's taxonomy places the organism in Eukaryota, Metazoa, Arthropoda, Insecta, Diptera, Glossinidae. The record is from RefSeq and is a predicted model, not a curated record. Gene Ontology annotation, cellular component: cytoplasm.
UGUUUUAAUAAACGAGAGUUCUUGUGUCGCUUUUAGUCGUUUGGCUUCGUCGUAGUCGUUGUAGUCGUCGUCGUCAUUUCAAUUGAAGCAAAAAUACUUUAGUCAGAACAACUUGUGAGAGCGACGCAUUCAGUUUUAGAUUCCUUACGUUAUAAUCUCUCUCUGUCACUCUCUCACUAUACGAGUAUUGAUAUUAUUGUGAGACAGCAGAACAAAAAACGCCAAAAACCAACGGAAGAACUAAGGAAAUAUUUGUGUGGGGCAACUCUAAACCCAAAAAAAAAAAAAAAAAAAAAAGAAAACAAAAUUUGUUUAUAUUAUUUUCUCUAAACUUAAUCAGCACAUAAAUAACAACAAAUAUUAACAAUGUCGACAGUCGAUAAAGAGGAAUUGGUUCAAAAGGCAAAAUUGGCCGAGCAAUCGGAAAGAUACGAUGAUAUGGCUCAGGCUAUGAAAUCAGUCACAGAAACCGGUGUAGAACUGUCAAAUGAGGAAAGAAACCUACUUUCAGUUGCCUACAAAAAUGUUGUUGGUGCCCGCAGAUCAUCAUGGAGAGUAAUUUCCUCCAUUGAGCAGAAAACCGAAGCCUCCGCCAGAAAACAACAGCUCGCCCGCGAGUACAGAGAACGUGUGGAGAAGGAACUUAGGGAAAUUUGUUACGAAGUUUUGGGUCUUCUUGAUAAAUAUCUUAUCCCCAAAGCCAGCAAUCCAGAAAGUAAGGUUUUCUAUCUGAAAAUGAAGGGAGAUUAUUACAGGUAUUUAGCUGAAGUAGCCACAGGGGAUGCGCGCAACACCGUUGUUGACGACUCGCAAACCGCUUACCAGGAUGCAUUUGAAAUUAGCAAGGGUAAAAUGCAGCCAACACAUCCCAUCAGAUUGGGUCUGGCACUUAACUUCUCAGUCUUCUAUUAUGAGAUUCUAAACUCACCAGACAAAGCUUGCCAAUUGGCUAAACAGGCAUUCGAUAUUGCGAAAACUAAAAUGCAGCCCACACAUCCCAUCAGAUUAGGUCUUGCUCUGAACUUUUCCGUCUUCUAUUAUGAAAUUAUCAAUUCACCAGCGCGGGCCUGUCAUUUAGCUAAACAGGCAUUCGAUGAUGCGAUAGCUGAACUUGAUACACUCAAUGAGGACUCAUACAAGGACUCAACACUUAUUAUGCAAUUGUUGAGAGAUAACCUGACUUUGUGGACAUCGGAUACUCAAGGGGACGGCGAUGAGCCACAAGAAGGUGGUGACAACUAACCAAACAACUAAAUUGUUUCCUUUUUCACUAUGCAAACAAAUAAAAAAAAAAAAAAACAACACAAUAACAACAACAACAAAAACACAGCAGAAAUUAAACAGAACCUAUGAAAAAAUCAGAAAUAUUUCUAUCAACAACUACUGCAACAACAAUAAAAAAAAAGAGAAUCCAAACAAUUACAGUUGAAUGAACUCUAAAGCAAACAAAAAACAAAAAAAAAGAAAACACAAAAAAGGCA